This is a messenger RNA of Phalaenopsis equestris, 1502 nucleotides long. Its product is annotated as protein FAF-like, chloroplastic. The record is from RefSeq and is a predicted model, not a curated record. The coding region runs from base 179 to 1315 and encodes 378 amino acids. The transcript has 2 exons. Lineage: Eukaryota; Viridiplantae; Streptophyta; Magnoliopsida; Asparagales; Orchidaceae.
CCCUCAAGAAAGAGAGGAGAAGGAGGAGAAUCUGUUUCCGUUUUUCUCCACUGUGACUUACAAGUGUUACAUCUUCAUCCCCCCGCCGACAAUAUUUUAAAAAAAAACUGAUUUUUCUUCAUACGUACGUAGAAAGAGAUCUAUAGACUCAAAAAAGUUGGAAUUUUGAUUCAAAGAGAUGUCAGUUACAGUUUGCCGCGCAGCCCUGGUGGCAAGCUCUUGGUUGUCAGAAAUGGUGAAACCGCCGCAGCCAACCAAAUCAGCAAUGGAGAGCGAGGUAAUGGCGGAGAAGAAAAGAUUCAAUAUCCGGAACUCAAUCCAGACGAACGAGGAGAACAACACCUCGGCACUUCCGCCUCCAUACAUCCAUCCCCUAGUGCGGCGUUCAGCAAUCCUAAUGAGCCAGAAUAGCCUGGAGAUCUGCACUGAAACCCUCGGUUCCGAGACUGGCUCCGAUGAAUUCACCUCAUGCGAUGAAUUAGAUUCCUGCAUCAAAACAGAGAAUGUGAACGAGGAAGCAGAGGAUGAAAAUGAAUUACAGAACAUGCAGACUGAAAAAAAGGACCUUUCUUAUGUGAACUACCACCGUUCCAUUGGCCGUCGAUCGCAGCUCCGAACAUUCCCUCCUCCUCUCCCCUCUAUCUCCCGUCGCAACGGCCCCUGUUUCAAGUUGCAACCUCACCGGCGUGAUGGCCGUCUCGUCGUCGAAGCUGUACCAGUCUCUUCCGUUAACUAUCUCCAAGCCGAGCGCCGUGGUGGCCGUCUUGUCCUCUCAUUUAUUGACUCCUCCCCAAGAAAAAACUCGACCUUUCCCACCCCUGUUCAACAAUCAGAACAGAACAUAGAUGUUGAAAUAGAGAGAGGAGUGAUGAUGGAAGAGGAGCAGGAGGAGGACGAGGAGGAGGAAGUGGAAGUCUUAGACAGGGGAACUAUAGUUGAAGUGAAAGUGAGCAAGCAGGCGGCGGCUAAACCCCACCGCUCGUCUCUCGUAAUCAACAAGUUCGUUGUUGGCUCGCGGGUGGCGGAGUACAUUUCACCAGUAACGGAGAUGGAGAAAGCAGCUGCGGCGGUUGCUGCGGCGGCAGUGAGCACGUUGACUUCGACGACAGAGGGGUUCCGAUUCAACUAUCUUAGUGAGCGCCAGAACAGGAGGUGGGGAACCCACUCAACGUCGGCUGCGGCGGCGACGGAAGCGAAGCUGUUGUUUACUUCGAGGAGGAGGAACAGGGAGGAGUUGCUUCAUGAUAUGCGGCGGUGCAGCGAGCUCCGGCGGCCGCUGUUUAUAUUCGAGCAGCCUCCCUGCAUUGCCACGUAAUGAGCAUAUGCUGACCGUCCAUGCAAGUCAGUUGUCCUUAGAUAUGAUGGGCCCAACAAAGGUCAAAACAUUGUGUUAUGAUGUUAGUAUUAGGUACACUACAGGUGUGUGCUAGACACCUAAUUUUGUGAUGAAGCAGUUUACUUUGAUUUCUGAUUAUAUUUCAGCCUCGCAUGAAGUGUUUGGU